AUGGCCGUGCUCCACUUGCACCUGUACCUCACCGUCUUGGGCUUCUGGAUGACACAGCAGUCCAGCUCCUUCCUUCUGCCCAAUGCCACCGAGCUCCUGUCCCCCCCUGGGGGCAGAGCCAAGGGUCUGCUGUGGGGUGUGGGGGUCCCCCGGAGCCGUCGGAAGCGAUACCUCUCCCCUCGCGACAUGAGCCUGAUUUUGGACUACCACAACCAAGUGCGGGCACAGGUGUCCCCCCCCGCUGCCAACAUGGAGUAUAUGGUGGGGGGGGGGCGGCUGGCCAGGGCAGCAGAGGCGUGGGCUGCGCGCUGCCUGUGGGACCAUGGGCCCCCCCAGCUGAUGAAAUAUGUGGGGCAGAACCUCUCCAUCCACUCGGGCAGGUACCGCUCCGUCAUGGAUAUGGUGAAAUCGUGGUACCAGGAGAAGGAGCACUACUCCUUC
This is a messenger RNA of Cariama cristata (Red-legged seriema), 441 nucleotides long. Its product is annotated as peptidase inhibitor R3HDML-like. The record is from RefSeq and is a predicted model, not a curated record. NCBI's taxonomy places the organism in Eukaryota, Metazoa, Chordata, Aves, Cariamiformes, Cariamidae. The annotation marks the transcript as partial. The transcript has 3 exons.